Molecule: messenger RNA, 1862 nt
Organism: Athalia rosae (coleseed sawfly)
Lineage: Eukaryota; Metazoa; Arthropoda; Insecta; Hymenoptera; Athaliidae
Product: aldehyde dehydrogenase, dimeric NADP-preferring-like
Exons: 12
Coding region: 71-1744 (557 amino acids)
Biological process (GO): aldehyde metabolic process
Cellular component (GO): cytoplasm
Molecular function (GO): aldehyde dehydrogenase (NAD+) activity
Source: RefSeq, a predicted model, not a curated record
UCAAUUUUGAUAUCGCAAACCUUGAGUUAUUUUUUUGGCACUGAGAAUUACAGUUAUAUCUCAAUAUAAAAUGUCGAUAAAACAUCAUUUGUCGCAUCCAAUCGGUGCGAGCAAUGUGAUCCGUAGCAGCUCAACUGCAUACGUCGAAAGGUCACGAGAUGCUGUAAAGAUUUCGGUGGAAUCAUCUCUUUCUGACCGUGACCGUUCUCGCCAGAAUCACAAUGAUGGAAACUUGACAACAUCUAACUAUGGAGAUCUUAUACAGAGAUUACGAGCCACAUUUUAUACCGGAAAAACUCGCCCGUUGGAGUGGAGGAAGACGCAAUUGAAGGCGCUUUUAAAAAUGAUAGAUGAAAAUUUGCCAGAACUUCAUGCUGCACUCACAGCCGACUUGGGACGAUGCAAAAAUGAAAAUAACAUCUUGGAGUUCACGUUCAUAAAUAAUGCGACUUCAGAAAUGCUCGCUCACUUAGCAGAAUGGUCAGCCCCUGAAAUGGCACCCAGGAGUCUCGCGACCAUGUUUGACUCGCUGAAAAUUUUCAACGAUCCCUACGGUGUUGUGCUUGUAAUGGGAACGUGGAAUUUCCCCCUUCAGCUUUCGCUGAUUCCGAUGAUGGGCGCACUGGCUGCCGGAAACUGCGUUGUUCUCAAACCUUCGGAAGUGGCCCAGGCAACUGCGAAAGUUAUAGCACAAUUGGUACCGAAAUACAUUGACAAUGAAUGCUGUAAAGUGCUUUUGGGAGGGAUUCCCGAAACAACAGAGCUGUUGAAGCAAAGAUUUGAUUAUAUUUUUUACACCGGUUCGACACCGGUUGGUAAAAUAAUUCGCGAAGCUUCGAACAAAUUUUUAACUCCGGUGACCCUUGAACUUGGUGGAAAAAGUCCGGUUUACAUAGACAGCUCUGCCGACAUUUCGAUAACUGCCAGAAGAGUUUUAUGGGGUAAAAUGCUGAACGCUGGACAGACUUGUAUCGCUCCAGAUUACAUCUUGUGCACCAUUGAGGUCCAGGAGUUAAUUUUAAAUGAGAUUAGAAAAGUUAUCAAGGAAUGGUACGGCGAUGAUCCAAAAAUUAGUCCAUACAUCGCUCGCAUCAUCACCGAUCGUCACUUUCAACGGUUGGUUGGCUUUCUUUCUGGAAAUGGUGAAAUAGCCAUUGGGGGCGAAUCGGAUGCUUCGGAAAGAUAUAUCGCACCAACUGUACUGAUUAAUGUGAAACCUACGGAUCCGGUUAUGUGCGAUGAAAUAUUUGGGCCGAUUUUGCCAGUAGUCACCAUAUCCAACGUUUACAAGGCCGUAGAAUUUAUUAAUAGUCGGGAAAAGCCACUCGCGUUCUACAUAUUUAGCAAGAUAAAAGAUGACGUGGAUUUCAUUUUGGAGAACACAAGUUCCGGUGGCGUCUGCGUUAACGAAGCAGUUUUACAGGUUGCAGUUGAAACGCUCCCAUUUGGCGGAGUAGGUGCAUCUGGCAUGGGGUCUUAUCAUGGAAAGUACACUUUUGAUGCAUUCGUGCAUAAGAAAAGUGCGAUCAUAAAAUCGUUUAAUGGAAUGAUAGAAGCAGUCGGUUCAGUUCGAUACCCUCCUAAUACGGAUUUGAAAACUAGAUUAUUGUUAAUGUCGCUGAGAGGGCUACCAGAGAUUCCAGGUUCAAAAUAUCUGCCCUACGUUCUGGUGUUUGUGCUUGGAUUUUUUUCUUCAAUUGGAUUUCAAGAGGCACUGAAGAACUAUGCUAAUGGUGAAGACUGAUUUUCAAUGAAAAAAGUAUAAUCAACAAUGGAACGUCAAUUAACCUUUGCAACUUAUUAAUUUCAAUUUAACGUGUUUAUCGUUGGAUUGCACGUAAUUAAAAUUCUUGACCUGUAAA